Messenger RNA from Erythranthe guttata (spotted monkey flower), 1242 nucleotides. RefSeq lists its product as uncharacterized. The record is from RefSeq and is a predicted model, not a curated record. Gene Ontology annotation, molecular function: catalytic activity; pyridoxal phosphate binding; molybdenum ion binding. Lineage: Eukaryota; Viridiplantae; Streptophyta; Magnoliopsida; Lamiales; Phrymaceae.
GUAAAACACGAAAUAAUAUGAUAUACCAACUACACAGAAAAAGAGACACAGACAAAAAUAUGAUAGAAAGGGGGAUAUGGAUAUGGAUAUGAUCAAGUUCACUUUCACUUUCUUAUAAAAAAGAAAAGAAAAAAUUACAGAAGAUAAUCUCUGCCGAUAAUGGAUGCCGGAGAACAGGUGACUAAGCUCAAGUCGAUAUUCGUCUACCCGAUCAAGUCAUGCCGUCCAAUCUCCACCCCGCAAGCCUCUCUUACACCUAACGGAUUAAGAUGGGAUCGACUAUGGAUGGUUAUCAACUCCAAAGGCAGGAUGUACACUCAGAGAGUCCAACCAAAACUUGCCCUAAUUCAAGUAGACUUGCCACCUGAAGCCUUUUCUCCUGCCUGGAUACCUAAUCAAACCUCCUUCUUAGUGAUAAAUGGACCUGGUAUGAAUGCUCUGAAGAUUCCAUUAGCUGUACCUUCUGCAGUGGCCGACGGUGUCUCAGUCUGGGAAUGGUCUGGCUCUGCCUUGGACGAGGGUGAUGAAGCUGCUAACUGGUUCUCUCAUUAUUUAGGGAAACCCAGUCGACUAGUUCGUUUCGAUGAAUCAUCUGCUUACAGGCCUGUAAACUCUGAUUAUGCCCGCACCCACACAGUCAACUUCACCGAUAUGUAUCCCUUCCUGCUGCUAUCCCAAGAAUCAGUAAAUGAACUAAACGAACAUCUCUCAGAACCUGUAUCACUCAACAGAUUUAGAGCCAACCUCAUUGUUGAUGGGUGCAAACCUUUCUCUGAGGAUUUGUGGGAUGAGAUUGAAAUAAAUGGCUUAGUUUUCCAUGGGGGAGAGCUCUGCGACCGCUGUAAGGUCCCCACAAUUAAUCAAGAAACUGCAGAAAUGGGAUCUGAGCCGACUAAGACUUUGAUGAAGUUCCGUUCUGACAAAAUAUUGCGUCCUAGUGCUCAGAAACACCAGGGAAAGGUUUACAUGGGACAGUUUAUGGUGUGCACGAAUUAUAGUGGAGAAACAGGAAAGGCAAUCAGAGUGGGUGAUCAUGUGCGUGUUUUGAAGGCCUUCUCCUCCUAUGACGAGUGCAUCAUUUUAGGAAGCCCCGCUCUGCCCUUCGGGACAGAUUAAACAUUCAUUCGUCAAUAAUAAAUUUGCAGACUUUUUGUCACUUGUUAUGAGCCUUAAAAUUGCCAAUUGCUGAUUGGGACUAUCAACAUAUAAUCAGAUUAUAUUAUUGGUUUUCUUUUCGGGAUA